This is a messenger RNA of Cuscuta campestris, 818 nucleotides long. The record is from the annotation of a GenBank genome assembly. Lineage: Eukaryota; Viridiplantae; Streptophyta; Magnoliopsida; Solanales; Convolvulaceae.
CCCAAUCUUUUAUGGGACGGAGGGAGUGUUAUAUAUAUAUACAUGAAACCCCAAACCUAAAUUAAAGAAAAAACUCUUACAAGGGAAAAGAAGAAGAAGAAUAACAGAGAAUGAAACCAAACACUACACAAGCAGCCCUCUCCUUCUUCAUAAUCACUAUAAUCUUCACUUACAUUUGCAAGAAAACCAUUAAAAUGCUCCCAAGUUCAUCUUUCAUCAGCUAUGUCAUCUUCAUAGCUACACAGCUCAAAUGUGCUUGGGAUUUUCUCCUCCUCCAAUCCUUCGGCCUGGCGGGACGACAAUGGCCGUACAUAUUCGAAACCUACGAUGUGGGGCCCGCCGUGAGGCGGUUUGACGGCGGGCCCGCGGUGGAAUGCGCGGUGUGUCUGUGCCCGAUGGAGCACGGGGAGGAGGUUAGGGACUUGAGGUGCGAGCAUGUGUUUCAUAAGGCCUGUUUGGACAGGUGGUUGGGCACUGGGCGCCUGACGUGCCCGUUGUGCCGCAACCACGUCCUGCUGCCGCGUGCGGCGGCGGCUUUGUCAGAGCUCCGCCACGACGAAGUCAUUGUGUUGGAUGCCUUUGGCGGUGGUAGAAGCCGAGACCGGUGCACGGGGUGGCUCAGGUGAUUUGAUCAAACAAGAUUCUAUCUACGAGCAGUAUGUAGCAUUCUAUAAUCGCUUGGAGUCAAAUUCAACACAUACUACACUAAUGAGUAUGAAAGCUACUAAUAAAGAAUAUGUGUAGAUAGAAAAAGAAUGUGUUAAAAAUAUCAAAACAAGAGUGUUACUCCCUCCGUCCCAUAAAGUGUUACCCAUUUU